Molecule: messenger RNA, 226 nt
Organism: Closterium sp. Yama58-4
Lineage: Eukaryota; Viridiplantae; Streptophyta; Zygnematophyceae; Desmidiales; Closteriaceae
Source: the annotation of a GenBank genome assembly
AACUAAGAACUGCAGACUGAUGCCCUGUCUGAAGCAGAUCCAUAGCCUUCGCACCUGCAGUCAACACUUUUCCCUUCUUUCGCCAUCUCCUGCGUCAGGACUGCCUGACUUUGUAUUCAAGUACACCAGGGCAGCAGUGGUGGCAACACACUUGCCUUGGGGAAGAGUUGGACGAGCCUCCUUCCAGAUUCAGGAGUUUCUUUUCACAGCAGCGCUUCUUCCGUAG